UUCCCCGCCGGGCUGGCCUCGCCGGGUGCAAUGUUUUGCCGGAGCGCGGGCCGGGCCCUCCGGGCUCUGGUGCUGCUGCAGUUGCAGCCGCCCGCCCGGGCAGCGCCGCUCACGGCCCGGGGACCGGCCGCCUGCUACGGUACUUCAAUAACAUCUGCCAAAAUCCAAGUGAAUGGAGUCCACCUGCAUUAUCAGCAAACAGGAGAAGGAAGCCAUACAGUUCUUCUGCUUCCAGGAAUGCUAGGGAGUGGUCAAACUGAUUUUGGACCGCAGCUUAAGUCUAUGAAUAAGCAACUUUUCACAGUUGUUGCUUGGGAUCCUCGGGGAUAUGGAAAGUCCAUUCCUCCAUCUCGAGACUUUCCUCCAGAUUUCUUUGAGAGGGAUGCAAAAGAUGCUGUGGAUCUUAUGCAGGCACUAAAGUUUAAGAAGUUCUCCUUGCUGGGGUGGAGUGAUGGUGGAAUUACAGCGCUCAUUGCUGCUGCAAGGUACCCGAAUCUUAUCCACAAGCUGGUUAUCUGGGGAGCAAAUGCCAGCGUUACUCAAGAGGAUGUGAGAAUUUACAACGGUAUCCGAGAUGUUUCAAAAUGGAGUGAAAAGGUCAGGAAACCACUGGAAGAGCUGUAUGGACAUAAGUACUUAGCAGAAACCUGUGAGGCUUGGGUAGAUGGAAUAUCACGCUUUGCUGAAAAUUCAGAUGGUAAUAUCUGCCAACAAUUGCUGCCAGAUAUUAAAUGUCCCACAUUUAUAAUUCAUGGUGAGAAAGACCCUUUAGUCCCACAAGCUCAUGCAGAAUAUAUUCAUAAGCACAUCAAAGGCUCUCGGUUGCUUCUGAUGCCAGAAGGAAAGCAUAAUUUACACCUGCGUUUUGCAAAGGACUUCAACAGAGAAGUGGAAAAUUUCCUGCGCUAACAUGAACUGUAAAAGAAGUCAGAGAAGUGAAAGUAGCUUUGCCACCCAUCUGGCCACUCUGCUGAGGACAGUUUUACACUAGCACCAGGGAAGGGAGAUGACAGACCACAAUGAAGGAAGGAAUAGGUUAGUAAAGAGGAUGCAAAACAAUGUACCUUGUGUUCAGCAUAAUGGAACUGGAGAGAGGUCACCUUAAGCACAACAUUAAAGGGCCAAGGGGACAGUAUGGUAAUGCAAGCUCUAAACCUUUGCCAAGUAUCAACAGGCUGGGCAUAGUUAACAUUGUUUAUUUUGUGAAGGCUUUUGAACUGUCUCCCAUAACAUCCCUGUAGGGCAAUUGAUGAGGUAUGGCCUAGAUAAAUGGACAGUGAGAUGGAGUGAAAACUAGCUGAACUGCCAAGCUGAAGGUCUUGACAUCAGCAACAUGAAAUUCAGAAUCCAGCUGCUGGUGCUGUACUCCAGUGACUGAUCCUUGGCCAACACCAUUUAACUGCUUUGUUUUUGAGUUAAAUGGCAAGAGAGUGCACCCUCAGCAAGUCUGCUGAUGAUACAAAACUGCAAGGAGGGGCUGAUACACCAGGGGGUUGUGCUGCCAAUCCAGAGGGACCUCAGUAGGCUGGAGAAAUGGGCUGACAGGAACAUCAUGCAGUUUAACAAAGGGAAGUGCAAAGUCCUGUACCUGGAAAGGAAUAACCCACUGAACUAGUACAUACUGGGGACCACCAGGAUGGAAAGGAGCUUGGCAAAAAAAAACCUGGAGAUCCUGGUGGACACCAACUUGAACAUGAGUGAGCAGUGCGUCCUAACAGCAAGAGUUGUCCAACAUCUUUGUUUAAGGAAGAUUGUUACCAGUUGGUCAAGGAAGGGGAUAAGCUGCGGUGAGGUGCAUCUGGGGUGUUACUUCUAAUUCUGGGUCCCCCUAGAUGAGAGAGAGAUGGGCAUUUUGGAGUGAGUCCAAUGAAAGGAUGAAAGCAGUUAAAGAAUUGGAGCAUGUGGCAUACAAGGAGUGGCUGAGAGCUGCGACCAGUUUUCCUGGAGAAGGCUCAGGGGAUUCUUAUCAGUGUGUAUAAAUACUUGACAGGAAGCAGUAAAAAAGAUGGAGCCAGGCUCCUCUCAGAGGUGUGCAGUGACAGGAGGAGAGGCAAUGGACACAGAUGGUAAUACAGAAAUUGGAACACUAAAAAAACCAACAGAAAAACAGCUCUGCUCUGGUACAGGUUGCCCAGAGAGAUUGUGGUGUGUCCAGUCUCAGAGACAGCUAAAACCCUGGGGGGAACAACCCUGAUUAACCUGUUCUAGCUGACCUUGCCAGGCAAAGUAAAUGACUACACUAGAUGAUCCCAGAGGUUCUCUCCAACCUCCACAAUUGUGUGGUUGUAUGAAAGGGAAAGAAAGGAGUGGGAGGCUGUGUGUGAUCAGCAACACCAGACUGACAGUUAAUUCAUCUCAGUUUCACACUACAUUAUAACAUUAUAUUGCAAAUAUAACACCUUCAAAACAAGAUUUUUGCAAAGGUGAGGUAAUAAUUGAUGUGGGAAAUCCUUACCACUAUCAAGAAUAAAGUCAGAACGAUCAGAAUUGUUUACAUAAUACUCAGGUUAGCUAUGCUUAACACAAUAUAAAUCAAUGUAUAAUGUCACCAGCUUCACUCUUUUU
Messenger RNA from Ficedula albicollis (Collared flycatcher), 2565 nucleotides. RefSeq names its product biphenyl hydrolase-like (serine hydrolase) (gene BPHL). The coding region runs from base 31 to 909 and encodes 292 amino acids. The transcript has 8 exons. The record is from RefSeq and is a predicted model, not a curated record. NCBI's taxonomy places the organism in Eukaryota, Metazoa, Chordata, Aves, Passeriformes, Muscicapidae.